Molecule: messenger RNA, 2023 nt
Organism: Oncorhynchus kisutch (coho salmon)
Lineage: Eukaryota; Metazoa; Chordata; Actinopteri; Salmoniformes; Salmonidae
Product: sister chromatid cohesion protein PDS5 homolog A-like
Exons: 6
Source: RefSeq, a predicted model, not a curated record
ACCCAUUCAGCCAGUACUGACUAUAGUUGUGCGUUGUCGUGGUUACAGAAGCUGUACAUCGUGUGUGACGUGGCGUUGUUCGUGAUCGUUAACAAGUCGACCGCCUGUCAUCUGGAGUCUCCUAAAGACCCCGUCCUGCCCAGCAAGUUCUACACUCCUCCUGACAAGGACUUGAUCAAUGAUAAGGAGUAUUUAUCAUCAGAGGCCAGAACAGUGCUGCUGACGGGAAAGCCAAAGCCAUCUCCUGUCUUGUCUACAGUGAAUAAGACUCUGACGGUGCCAGGUAGGAGAGUCUACAACAAGACCACCGGCUCAGACAGCAACACCAGUACCCACUCCCAGCCCAGCUCUCCUGUUACCAAGACCAGGGAUGUUGUGACGGAGUCGUCAGAGGGCGGGGCGAGAGAGAAUGAAGAGAACCCUGUUAUCACCAAGACGGACGACGGGAAGAAGGAGGACACAGUGACCUCUGACCUCACCACAGGUGCGUCAACCAUCCCCAAACCUCGCCGCGGACGCCCCCCCAAGGCCGCACCCUCCCCUCUGGCCAAUGAGAAGGAAGGAGGGGCAGGCAAAGGCAGGAAGAGGGCGGCACCUGCCCAGGACUCCGCCCCCUCGGGGGAGCCAAACUCCAUCAAGAUCCCUAAAGCUGAGGAUGUGACGCAGAUCCUAGACCUGCAGAGGUAAACAGCAGACCACUGCAGCCCAGAUCAAGACCCUAAAGAAACUCUCUCUCUCUCUCUCUCUGUCUCUCUCUCUCUCUGUCUCUGUCUCUCUCUUUCUCUCUGUCUCUUUCUCUCUGUCUCUGUCUCUCUCUUUCUCUCUGUCUCUCUCUCUCUCUGUCUCUGUCUCUCUCUUUCUCUCUGUCUCUUUCUCUCUGUCUCUGUCUCUCUCUCUCUCUCUCUCUCCGUCUCUCUCUCUCUCUUUCUCUCUUUCUCUCUGUCUCUCUCUUUCUCUCUGUCUCUCUCUCUCUCUCUCUCUCGUAGUCCUGAUCUGAUUCUCCGUUGUAUGUGGGUCUUAAUCUCAAACAUUGUUUUUGUUGCUCUUUAUCUUUUGUGGAGCAGUUGUUUUGAAAAGAAAUAUUUCCAAACCGUUUUAAUCUGGUUUUGAUGACAAAACAAGUUGUUGCUUAUUAAAUUUCCCCCCAGGAUAUAUUGCCUCUUCCUCCUCUGUCCCCUCCUUCCUGUCUCUCUCUCUCCCCUCCUACCUGUCUCUCUCUGUCCCCUCCUUCCUGUCUCUCUCUGUCCCCUCCUUCCUGUCUCUCUCUGUCCCCUCCUUCCUGUCUCUCUCUGUCCCCUCCUUCCUGUCUCUCUCUGUCCCCUCCUUCCUGUCUCUCUCUGUCCCCUCCUUCCAGUCUCUCUCUGUCCCCUCCUUCCAGUCUCUCUCUGUCCCCUCCUUCCAGUCUCUCUCUGUCCCCUCCUUCCAGUCUCUCUCUGUCCCCUCCUUCCAGUCUCUCUCUGUCCUCUCCUUCCUGUCUCUCUCUCUGUCCUCUCCUUCCUGUCUCUCUCUCUGUCCCCUCCUUCCAGUCUCUCUCUGUCCUCUCCUUCCUGUCUCUCUCUCUGUCCUCUCCUUCCUCUCUCUCUGUCCUCUCCUUCCUGUCUCUCUCUCUGUCCUCUCCUUCCUGUCUCUCUCUCUGUCCCCUCCUUCCUGUCUCUCUCUCUGUCCCCUCCUUCCUGUCUCAAUCGCCCUGUCUCUCUAUCAUCAGUGUGUUUAUUUUAUAUAGGUUAAAACUUGGCUAUUAUGUACUUAAGCCAUAUAUAUAUACUGUAUGUUUGGCUGUCUGAUAAACACACACACAGUUCUUUCUCACACUUGUUUGAGGAGGGAAGGAGAGAAGGAGAAAGGGAAGGAGAGAAGGAGAAAGGGAAGGAGAGAAGGAAUUUGGGCAGUCUUCAGAGAAAGCGGUGUACAAGCAGGGGAUAACUGAUGAAGAGACAAACAUGACUUGUUAUUUUCCUUUCGUUAUCUUUUUAGCAGUCAAAACAUUGAGAACUUUGAAAUUAAAAUUUGUAUUGAAAUUUAA